UUGGACGCUCGUGAAAUGUUCAGGCGACGAUCCAACGACUCAGAUUCCUCUUGGUCUGACCCAUCAAAGAAAAAGCUGACAAUUGUUUGACGGUUUUCCCCGUAGAAAUGGCAGUUGGUGUGACCCUUUCCAUGUUCUUUGUAAUUUUUGUGAAUUUUCGCCUUCCCGCUCAACUUUGAUUGUAUUUCGGAGAGAGAGAGAGAGAGAGAGAGAGAGAGAGAGAGGGAUUCGAAGAUUAGAGAAGUCGAGAUCUGAUGACCUUAUUCUAUCUGGAUUUCACGGAGCUCGAUUGAGGAAGAGUUUUUUUCAAGGUGUUCCAGGGAUUUAUAUGAAGUCUACACCUGCAGAUUCUACUGAUUUCUUCGCGAUCAGACCUGAAUGCCAAGAUGGCGUCCCAAAGACCCGAUUUAAGAUCAGGCCUGGGAAAACUCUCAGUGCUAGAAAGUGGCAGUCUGCAUUCUCUCAAGAUGGUCAUUUGGAUAUAGCAAAAGUGCUUAGACGAAUACAACGUGGGGGCAUUCAUCCAUCAAUCAAAGGGGCAGUUUGGGAGUUUUUGUUGGGAUGCUAUGAUCCAAAUAGCACGUUUGAUGAACGAAGUCAACUCAGGCAGCGCCGAAGGGAGCAGUAUGAUGUGUGGAAAUCUGAGUGCAAGAACAUGGAGCCAAAACUUGGUAAUGGAAAGAUUAUCAUGGGACCUGUCAUCACUGAAGGUGGGAUACCAAUACAAGAUCCUUCAAGUUCUGACUUGAACAAUGAAGGUCCAGGGACAACAGCUCCUGAUAUAUCUCCAAGACAUAACAGCACAGUUAGCCCUCUAACUGUUGAUUCUGUAGAAAAAAAAGUUCUUCAAUGGAAACUUACCUUGCAUCAAAUUGAUAGAUUUUGGAGAAUAGGUUUGGAUGUGGUUCGCACAGAUCGAGUUCUUAUCUUUUACGUGAAUGAAGCUAAUUUGGCAAAGCUCUGGGACGUUCUUUGUGUUUAUGCAUGGAUAGACAGCGAAAUUGGUUACUGUCAAGGAAUGAAUGAUCUCUGCUCUCCCAUGGUGAUUCUUCUCGAAAACGAAGCAGAUGCAUUUUGGUGCUUUGAACAUAUGAUGCGUAGAAUGCGGGGAAACUUCAAGACCUCAGUGAGUUCCAUUGGUGUCCAAUCACAGUUGAGUGUACUUGCAGAAAUAAUUAAAGUUGUGGAUCCAAAACUGCACCAGCACCUUGAGAACAUAGAUGGAGGGGAAUAUUUGUUUGCAUUCCAAAUGCUGGUGGUACUUUUCCGUAGAGAGCUCUCAUUUGUGGACGCAAUCUACCUUUGGGAGUUGAUGUGGGCUAUGGAGUACAAUCCAAACAUCUUCUCACAAUAUGAGGACCCAAGUGUAGCCACGGAUAAGAGUGCCAUAGCCAUGCGAAAUGGCAAGUUGCUAAAGCAAUAUGGAAAAUUUGAGAGGAAAAAUGUAAAGAGUAGCUCACUUGAUCAACAAACUGCUUUGUCUGUUUUCCUUGUGGCGGGUUUUCUUGAGGCCAAGAAUAAGCGUUUGUUGAGGGAGGCUAACGGUCUGGAUGAUGUUGUCAAGAUCUUGAAUGAUAUAAUUGGAAAUUUAGAUGCAAAAAAGGCAUGUCAUGAGGCAUUGAAGGUCCACAAAAAGUACUUCGCAAGGCUAAGAAAUCAUAGGUAGUGCAUGGAGUCAUCACUUUUGCUUCAGGACUUCUUGACACCAAUUUGGCUAUAGUUGCUUACCCCAAAAAAGAAGACUCUCACUAAGAAACCAACACACCUCCCCGGGGUUUUCUUGCCUUCUUGUAUGUAAAAUUUGUUUCCAUCUUUAUUGUUAUGAUAAGCAGGUUUCUCCAUUUUUAUUUUAAUAUUUAUGGGGAUGGUAUUUGGUUUGACA
Molecule: messenger RNA, 1882 nt
Organism: Macadamia integrifolia
Lineage: Eukaryota; Viridiplantae; Streptophyta; Magnoliopsida; Proteales; Proteaceae
Product: rab GTPase-activating protein 22-like
Exons: 12
Coding region: 329-1666 (445 amino acids)
Biological process (GO): activation of GTPase activity
Molecular function (GO): GTPase activator activity
Source: RefSeq, a predicted model, not a curated record